Molecule: messenger RNA, 774 nt
Organism: Populus euphratica (Euphrates poplar)
Lineage: Eukaryota; Viridiplantae; Streptophyta; Magnoliopsida; Malpighiales; Salicaceae
Exons: 2
Coding region: 240-668 (142 amino acids)
Molecular function (GO): RNA binding
Source: RefSeq, a predicted model, not a curated record
GGUCUCCAUCCGACACAAAAGAUAAAUCUGCCUUGCAUAUGAAUGACAUUUGUAAAUGUUAUUUUAACUUAGUGUUGCAGACUGUCUAUCGGGUCACAACUUUUACCGAAAGUUCAAAUUUUAAAAGUGGCAUAGGCUGUAAGAGCCAUGCUUUCUGAAGCUAAUAACAUACUGCAUGCUGCCAGCUUCGAAAUACUGUAUGUUUUGAUUUGUUUGAAAGCUUGCUCUGUUCUUUGCUGAUGUAUUUUCCUGCUUUCAGCUGUCCGAGAGGAAAUUGCAUCAUCAGGGACAAGAUUUUUUUUGGUGCAAGUCUGGAUUUGGAUUUAUUGGGAAUUGAGAUUGAUGACAAGACAAUGAUACCUGGACUUGCUGUUGCAUCUUCACGUGCUGAACCAUUAGCAGCAUGGAUGAACGGGCUGGAAGCGUGCGCAAUUGAAGCUGACACUCCUCGUGCUUGCUUGAUUCUAUCAGUUGGAAUUGCAACCCGUUAUGUUUAUGCUACCUAUAAGAAAACUCCCGUAACAACAGCUGAAGCUGAAGCUGAAGCCUGGGAAGCUGCAAAGAAGGCAUGUGGAGGUUUACAUUUUCUUGCCAUCCAAAACGACUUGGAUUCAGAUGAGUCUGUUGGAUUUUGGCUUUUACUAGACCUGCCGCCUCCACCUGUAUGAUUACUCAUUGUUUUCUCGUGAACCCUUUAUGGUACUGUUAAUGUUGUCGGGCUACGAUCUGCAGAAUAUGAAAGCAAUAGAAAGUGCCGACUUUUUGUUCCAAUUA